CGACGUUCAUCAAGAGACAUCACAUCUCUUCUGAAUCCCUGAAAGUCGGACGUGACGAAACGAAUAUCGCGCGCGUCGUACGUGUAGGGUAAACGUCCCAGUGACUGGACAUACAUCUUCUAUGUUUAAAGAUUACAGUUAAAUUCAAAUAUUAUAAUUUAAAAAAGCAUUUAAUGAUUAAUAAUAAUAAAUUUUUGUGUAAGUGUUCGAAUAUAGGUACAUGUCCGAUCAGUGGAACGUUUACCUUACAAUGUGUGCAGCGGUCAACAGAUGUAAAUCUCCUAUUUUCUCGCUCGUCUUUUUGAUCAGAGAAUCGGACGUCGAUAUCGUGGGUGUAUCUCCUACGCAAAAGACUUUUAUUUCAGCUCUCUCGUGUCUCUGUACCUCCCUCUCCGUACCCGAAUCCUCAUUAUCAGGCGCGAUUUGUGUCAGGACCACGGGCGAGGUAUCCUUGGCCUCUAAUCCAUCGGCCACGGCGAGUGGGACGAGAUUCUCUCUCAUGGAAGACGCCGGAAACUAUCGAAGAAAUUGAUCAUAGAAGAAGUGUGUGGCCGAGGAAGAGUGACAAAAAGAGUAGGAAGAGGGACGUCUCUCACGGUGGAGAAGGAAGAGCUGGCCUAGAAACACUGAGUGUCGAUGUUCCUCGGCGAUGCGUUUCGCGGCGAUACGUCCAGAAGUGACGAGGAAAAAGGAAGAGACGGAGGAGAGGGACCCCGGGUAGGGUACGUUUCUUCCCCGCCUCUUGGGGGCGCGGGACAGAAGGGGGAGAGGGGACAAUCGGGUGGUAGCCCUCCUCUCCUUUUGACGGUCGCCGUCGACGAUGAUGGUAAUGGUAAAUGGCCUAUGGAGAGGCUCUCUAUUCCGCGCCUCCACUGGAAACGGGAGCACGCCACGUGAAAGUAGGAAGGGGAGGCUAUAGCCGGACCGACGUCGCUUCGCGCGCCUCAGUCGUUCGUAGACCUCGAAGGACGAUAGAGGUCGAAGAGGGCACUUCCUCCUCUCCUGGCCUCGCGGAAUCUUUCGGCACGCUCUUCCUCGAGUCUUCUCUCGGUCUUCUUAUACUUCUUCCUCUUCUUCUUUUUCUUUUAUCAUUACUCUACUCCCGUAAGACCUCAGUGACGAGGGUCCCGGCAAUAGGAUAAUCGUUCGCCAGAGCGAUUUCAGGAGGAAUUCGUCGCCCGUGCGAAGAUAUCGUUUUGUGAAGUCACACCGGCAACGUCGUGAUAUAUUGGAAGAAUGCGUCGUCAGCUUUCACUCAUCCUCGGGAUCGUCCUACUGGGCUGUCUUCAAGAUUACGUGUCCGGUGCGUGUCCCAGGAUAUGCCCGCCAAGUGGCGAGCCCGUUUGCGGCAGCGACGGUGUCAUAUACGCGUCGCAGUGUGAAAUGCGGAAGAAGAUGUGCGGAAAGGGCGUUACCGUGGCCACGGAGAAGACGGCUUGCCUGAGGUCAUCCGGUAGCAAGUGCGAGCAUCGCUGUCCGGGCGAUCAGGAUCCGGUAUGCGGCACCGAUGGGCGUACUUACCUGAACAAGUGCAUGCUCAGGGUGGAGAUCUGCCGAGUCGGGAUCGAGCUAUCCCAUCUUGGGCCCUGCAACAAUAUUUCGGCCCACAGGGAGAACUGUCCGGUCUCGUGCGAUUACGCGCCGCUCGACGGACCGGUUUGCGGAAGCGACGGAAACGUCUACAAGUCCACGUGUCAGAUGAAGUUGCUCACUUGCGGCCAAGGCGUCGUGCGUACGAAUAAGAAGCACUGCCAGACCACAAGACAUUGUCGUGAAUCCUGCUGGCGCGGUGCGAAGCCUGCCUGCGGUAGCGACGGUAUUUUGUACUCGAACACCUGCAAAAUGCGGGCGAAGAAUUGCGGCAAGCACGUCUUUGAAGUGCCGAUGUCGUUCUGCGUAUCUCGGGAACGGACAUCCGGAAGCAAUGCGUGUCCCUUGGACUGCAAAAACGAGCCGGAAGUAUCAGUUUGCGGAUCGGACGGAAAUGUAUACAAGAAUGAGUGUGAGAUGCAAAUGCUAAACUGUGGGCAUGCCAGAAGAAAAGUAACGGUAGUAGACUUUGAGAAGUGCAGAUCCCGGCUAACGAAAUGCAUGAAGCAACAGCAGAGGUGCGGAAGCGAAGUGGAUCCAGUUUGCGGUAGCGACGCGAAUACUUAUCCAAAUCAGUGCCAUUUAAAUGUAGCGGUUUGCUUGAAGGGCAUCCAAACGGCUCACGUUGGCGAAUGCACGACCUUGAAGGAGAUCGAACACUGCCCCGAAGACUGCUCCGAAGUACCCGAGGAACCAGUUUGUGGAAGCGACGGCAAUGUUUAUCGAUCCCUCUGCCAUCUGCAACGUGAGACUUGCGGCCAGAGGGUAGUUCAAGUUCCGGCACAACACUGUCGCACCACUGCGCUUUGCAACCAGAUUUGCAGCGGGGAACGUCAGUUUGUUUGCGGUUCCGAUAACAAGCUUUAUCGUAACGAAUGCGAGAUGAAGAGGGACAAUUGCGGGAAACACGUGUAUGUGGUGCCGAUGAAGAGGUGUGUCCAGGGUUUCCUGUUUCGCGGCUGCCAGAAGAUUUGUCCACCUUACUACGAUCCGGUUUGCGGCACCGACGGCAUGACGUACAGCAACGAAUGCUUCCUGGAGAUCGAAAACUGCCGCAGCAGGAGUCUCGUCACGAAAAAGUAUCAUGGAGUGUGCGGACAGCCAACGGAGGAACCGAAAAAUUAUCUCUAUUAAGCUCGACUGAGCUGGCACGAUGAUACGAGAAAGAGAGAGGGAAAAUAAAAGAAGAAAAUCGAUCGACAAGAUAAUUUGGUUCAUAUCUCCCCAAGUUUUGAGAAGCGAUAAUUACCGUACAAUUGAUUUUAUGUGUCACGAGUCCUGUAUUUAAGUUCGCUCGGUUCACAUUGACCAGCUGCGGAAUUCAAUGAAUUUCGAUUAAGUACUUGGGCUGUACGAGCGUAACGUUCACGACUCUAGACAGACAAACGCAACGCGUGAUGGGGAAUCGUUCACGUGGAUUUCGGAUAUACAAUCGCUCCCUUUAUCCUCGCCGACAAUCCGAAAUGCGCGCUGAAUUUUUACAGGGGAGAAAAACGCGCUCGAAGGAAACGAGCAUCUCGCCAGUCCGGAAAUUGUUAUCGUGUGUUGCUAUUUCUACGAUAAUAAUAACGCGAUUGCCGAUCCCUUCUCGGAUCAGCCGCGCGUUCGCAAAUCUCUCAUUCGCACGUACGUAACGAAAUUACAGUUCGCAAAUUCGUUAUUGUACACGACAGGUGACGAACAAUUUCGUCCAGAUUAUUUCUUAAGGAACUAUCUUUUUCUUUCUUUUCUUUUUUAAUUGGGAAAGGGUCGCUAGUCGUGCAUUGAUAUAGUUCUUUUUUCGCACUUGACGAUAUAGACUCAUUAUUAUUUAUUGUAGCAUUAAUCAUUGCAUACGACGCGAUUCCAUCUCCUUUUUUUUUUACAGAUACGCCCGUCAUUCUAAUUACAACUAUUAAUGUGACGUCAUCAGAGCGUAUUCAUAUUUUAGGGAAAUAUUGUGCUACUACAUCUCCCUCCCGACAUGUGAUGUGUAUUCGUUUAUUAUUAUAAUUAUUGUCAUUGCAAUCUUAAUUUAUUUUCAAGUAUGCAAAAAUUCUUUUGCAUUGACACUAACACUGUAUACGCUUCCAAUGUCAAUAAUAAAUCAUAUAUGUAUAUUUUAAGAUAUAAAAGUUGCGUAAAUCAUAUGCGUAAUAAUUAAUCGAAAAUGACAUAUUAUUUAUUUAUAUCUACUUUUAUUAAGAUUCAUACAGAAAUCUAACUUUGAAGCGCAAUUGUGACACUACAAUGGUGUACAUGUAUCAAGUAUUAAUACAUAAUAAUGAUAUAAU
Molecule: messenger RNA, 3863 nt
Organism: Monomorium pharaonis (pharaoh ant)
Lineage: Eukaryota; Metazoa; Arthropoda; Insecta; Hymenoptera; Formicidae
Product: agrin
Exons: 9
Coding region: 1237-2724 (495 amino acids)
Molecular function (GO): protein binding
Source: RefSeq, a predicted model, not a curated record